CUAUUAAUAUAACCGAGUAUAUAAAAGAGUAAAAAAACAGUACACUGUUUAUCCGUUGAAUUGGUAUACAGGGUUAAAGGUGACUUGAACUUCUUUAUGUAUAUCAGGAGAUCGAGGAGCACCUGCCGCAUUACAUCUAGUCCUCAUGCAGAUCGGGUUAGAAGGACCAGACAAGAACAUAUAUGUUCAUGUACAUAUAUACACUGUUAGAUAAACAUGUGCAUGAAUAACUGCAUGAAUGAGAUGAUGAGAUGUCAGAGUUUGGCCAUGCUGCCCGCUGCCGCUCUACGUGGAAGGCCGUGCGCACACGGUAACCGGUAGGUGUCGCUGCGCGCGCGGUCAGCAGGUCGCUACAGUCAGCACCGAGAGCAGCUCCAACCGGAACGUCCGAUACAAACCGCGGCACGUGCGGAGUCAAAAGAGAGCGAGCGAGAGAGAGAGAGAGAGAGAGAGAGAGAGAGAGAGAGAAGAGGAAGAAGAAGAAGAAGAGGCGAAGACGAGUCCACCAUAACUCAAGGUAGCGAUCAGCAGAGGACUGUUUUUUGGAUAUCUGUGGAUGAGGAAAUCCUGCAGAGAGAAAACUCAGCCGAGCGGUCCAUCAGACAUGACUCCGAGGUGGUGGACUGAAGACAAUGCUGGAUGCCAUGGAAGUCCCAAGUCAUGCUAGGCACCUCCUCUUGCAACUGAACACGCAACGCACCAAAGGCUUCUUGUGUGAUGUCAUCAUAGUGGUGCAAAAUGCUCUAUUUCGUGCUCAUAAGAACAUUCUGGCUGCCAGCAGCCUCUACCUUAAAUCCCUUGUUGUCCACGACAACCUCAUCAACCUGGACCAUGAGAUGGUGAGUCCAGGUGUUUUCAGAGUCAUCCUUGACUAUAUAUACACAGGACGUUUAGCUGAAGGUGACCCCACCUCUCCCACAGAGCCCAACAUAGGUGCAGUGCUAGCAGCUGCUAGUUAUUUGCAGCUGUUGGACUUGGUAGCCUUGUGCAAAAAAAAGCUAAAAAGAAAUGGGAAAUACCACUUACGACCCACAUCUGGGUUUCUGCCUUACAAUAAAAUGAGCCCAAGUGGCAUGUUGGGGGGAAGGCUGCGAGUGUCCACUCCAGUAAUACAGCCCUGCUUUCCUGGUGGGGUGAUGAGCACACCUCGAGGCCCUUCAUUGGAAGAUAUACCACCACACUCCCUGGCCCCCCAUGUAGGAGAGAUUUAUGCACCAAUCCCUACACAGGGCCAACAGCCCUACCCUCAUACUCAAGCAACCCUGCCUCCACAGCCAGGUCUACGUUUGCCUUCUGCUGACAGGAACUGCUCACCCAUAUAUGGCCUAGACCUGUCCAAGAAGAGCCCCAGCUCCCAGCAACAUUCUACACAUCCUCAUCUGAGUCACCCUAAUGAGGAGCCAGAGGGGGAACUGAGUCACCGCACAAGCCCUCUGCUUAGCCCUUCUGAUGGACCCGGGAAAAUGGAAGCUGCGCACCACACUGGCUCUCUCACUCCACGGUCUUUUCCCCUCCUCAACCCACUGCCCCAACUCCCUCGUUUUCAGCGUUCAAGUUCACAGGGCCAGGAGGCUUACCCCUGCCCACCAAGCCCAGAGCCCUCUGAAGAACCAGGAGAUCGCAGCAGGGAUGGAUCCAACAUUUACCGCUGGGUCAAGAAUGAGCCCAUGACCUACAGUGUGGAGGACGAAGAUGAGGAUGAUGAGGAAGAUGAUAGUGGGGGCAUGGGUGAGCAGGAUAAAGAGACACACCACCAACAUAUGAAUCACCACAAAAACAAUGAGGAGAAGUUGAACCUGAGUGAGGGAGGCUAUGACAGGCCAGCAUGUGAUGGAGAAGAUGAAAAUGGGACAGGCAGUGAAGAAACAGGCAGCAGCGAAGGCCGGCCAUCACCCCCUGGUCCCCGUGGAAGGUAUCAUAUGCCCUAUGAGCCAGAAAGUUUUGGAGAUAACCUUUAUGUAUGCAUCCCAUGUGGAAAAGGGUUCCCCAGCUCUGAGCAACUCAAUGCUCAUGUAGAAACCCAUGCAGAAGAGGAUCUCAACCAUGUGGGAGAGCUAGAAAACCCAAACAGCAAUGGCACUGACAAACCCGCCAUCACCAAUGGACCCACAAACCUAAACAGCACCGGAAGCCUUCACAGCUCCUACUUAGACAGUAAAUCAGGGCAGAACCUACAUCCAGUGGGCAUUGGGGAAAUGAUUCGGCCAUAUCGCUGUGCCUCCUGUGACAAAACCUACAAAGAUCCAGCCACCCUAAGACAGCAUGAGAAGACCCACUGGCUGACCCGCCCUUACCCCUGCAGCAUCUGUGGCAAAAAAUUCACCCAGCGUGGCACAAUGACUCGCCACAUGCGUAGUCACCUGGGCUUGAAGCCUUUUGCCUGUGAUGCCUGUGGCAUGCGUUUCACAAGGCAGUACAGGCUCACUGAGCAUAUGCGCAUUCACUCCGGUGAAAAGCCAUACGAGUGCCAGGUGUGUGGUGGCAAAUUUGCCCAGCAGCGAAACCUCAUUAGUCACAUGAAAAUGCACAGCAGUGGAGGAAAUGGUGGGGGAUUUAUAUCUGAUGGCAAGCUGAAGAUGGACUUCUCUGAGGGUAUCUUUCCCCUUAGUAAGUAUGCAGCAGAACAUCUUGGCCUGAAACAGGAGAAGGCCUCAGAGCUUCUUGCACAGGCCUCUCAGCAGUUGCUGGCUGAUGCCAAGGCCAUAGAGAGCCUUUAUCCACUGUCCAAACUGACUGCAGAGCACCUAGGCCUCACUCAUGAUAAGAUGGAUGUCCUGUCAGUUCCACCUGCCUCUCAACAUCUCCCUGCAGAGGCACGCACCAUUGAUCGCUACUCCCCCAGCUAGAAAGGAGACCACCAACUUUGUCUUCCAUCAGCAGAGCUCAGAUGCUCAGCUAUGACACAUAACCAAAUGCCUGAAUGCUGCCCACAUUAUAUUAACUCUCACCUCAUUUUUAGUGAACCUGCACCUCAGACACAGGAGGAAAGAGACCUUUAGCCAGAAAAAUGCACACAGGUGCACUGUCUGUCCUAAGUGCCUUUCUCUACAGAUUUAGCAGUAUAGCCAUUUAAAAAAAAAGUAAAACUGUGUUAUUUAUAAUUUGUUCCAACCAAGGACACACUCACGUAACAGUGCAGUAUUUAUAUGAAAGAAAUCUUUUUUUAUUCAUCUUCCGAGCCAACCAGUCCAUUGAAAACCAAAAAAAGAGAUUUUUAUUUAUUUGUUUUUGUAUGUAAGUAAAACCCAAAGAAAAUUUCAAAAGAGUGUUGCAAUUAUACCCUUAACCUGUGUAAUAAGUGUGACUAGUGUAUAUAGCAUGCAUAACAAAGCACAUAUGAACGAUCUUAAGAGCUUCUGACCUGGACGGAAAAGGGAUUUAGGGCAAAAGGGAAAGUAGCAUCUUUGGAAUUUUAAGACAAUUGGAGAGCAUUGGAAUAUUGGAUCUCUCCUGUAAAUCAGUUUCCUACUUUUCUGAGUGGCCCAGCAUUCCUAUAAAAAAGGGAGCAACUAUGUGAAGUAAUUGCUUCCGCACUUCGGCAAAGUGACUUAAACUUAUCUAUGCAUUGAUAUAGUCCUGUUCUGCAGAGAGAAUAUCCAGAGUGUCAUAUAUAGUUUUAACUAUUUUUGCAUAAUUUACCCCACCCCCUUACAAGUGCCUUCGUACUGGUUGUUUAAAGAAGAAAAAGCAAAUCCAUUUGAGUGCACCACUGACAUAUUAUUGUGCAUAAUCCAAUCAUGCCAGUAAUCCGUGGUGGUAAAUUUAUGUCCAUCUAGUGAGAUAGACUAAGCAUGGGUGUUGCCUUUAAAAUCGGGUAAUAUUUACAAUGCAGCGAUGCAGACCAAACAUUCUUCAGGGGAACACAGUGAACCCAUUAGAAAGCCUUCAAGCCUCGACAACACUGAAAACCAAACAAAUAGCUAUCGAAACAAAAGCAUUUUUUUCUAGAUCCAGUGUAUAUAAACGCUAUCCAAGCAACCCAUGUUAUUUGAUAAAUAAUGAAUCUAAUAGCAUUUAAAGUAAACAUCCAUAAUCAGAGUAUACGUCACAGAGAGCUGCAUAGGCCCACUCAUGGUGUUGUUCCUUUCAGGUUAAUAUGUGAAGCUGUUAAUGUGACAGCCACGAAGAUUAGACAUAGGGCACUGAUAGCACGGAUAAAUCUCAGCACUCUCACUGCAGCUGUUCCACUCAGGAUAAGCCCUGUGAAAUCCCCAAUUCUCUCAGACUGUUCGCACUGACUGUCAGCCUGAUCCCAGAUUUCAUGGCUGCUACGCAGUCUUGUGAUGUACACACUGCCUGGAUCACCCCGAACGCAUGCCCAACGACCACCUGCCUGUAAAAUAUAGACAGCACACCCAAUUUUGUGUCUUUAAAGACAUAUGAUGUCUUAAUAUGUCACAUAUCAAUAUUUUAUUUUUAUGCACCUGUACCUUAUUUUUAUAUUCGAAUAAUACUGGGAAGGUCCACUUUUUUUUUUUUUUUUUUUUUUUUAAGAGGGGAGUUUGUUGACCACUAUUGACAUUUACAACCUCAAAAGGUAAAUGUGAAGACUUACUUAAGCCAUAAAUGCACUGUGAUAGGACUAAUAACCCUCCCAGCCUUAGUGAGUAUACUGAAUAUAUUACAGUGUUGUAGGUAAUUUCAGUACACUGCCUUCUAGAAACUUUACUGUAGCAUGUCGUUAUGUUGAUGUUUCUUUUGGUCACAUUUGUUCGAUUGACUCUUAAACCAAAGAGAAGUGAAACUGGUGCUUAACUCAGGACCUGACCCAUCGCAGUAUGGGAGACAAAGUUAGGUAAUAGCUAAGCAGGUGCCCACACACACACUUACUUACACACACACACACACACACACACACACACACACACACACACACACACAAACAGAAAUCCCCUGUUAAGGCAGAGAUGUCCUCUUCAAAACGGUGGUUAUUUCAAGAAUAUCAGAAUGUGUUCAUGUUGUUUAAUCUAUAAUUGUUAACAUUGUUUCUAAGUAGUUUACCUAACUGUCUUCAAUUCGUAUGUUUUUAACCGACAUUUCUGCAUGAGCACCUGUAAAUAGUCCUGUGUAUGCAGCACAACUCUGAACACACCCUAUUCCCCAGAGCAAUAUCCAUCCUUAGUGUGAAAUGCUAUGCUGUAUAUAAAAUGCUGUGUUUAUCAAUAAUUCGCUGCAGUGAUAAACACUGGGGUUGACUUGGUAAAGAAGAAGCAUAGUUUCUAAAGUUGACUGACCCAUGUACAGGGUGUGACUGAAGGAGCUUCAGCUGAAACCUUGGCAAUAAAGCAGGACUGGGUUCCCACUUA
This is a messenger RNA of Silurus meridionalis, 5306 nucleotides long. It is a transcript of the gene hic1, whose product is annotated as hypermethylated in cancer 1. Gene Ontology annotation, cellular component: nucleus. The record is from RefSeq and is a predicted model, not a curated record. Gene Ontology annotation, biological process: regulation of transcription by RNA polymerase II. The coding region runs from base 633 to 2846 and encodes 737 amino acids. The transcript is spliced from 2 exons. Gene Ontology annotation, molecular function: protein binding; RNA polymerase II cis-regulatory region sequence-specific DNA binding; DNA-binding transcription factor activity, RNA polymerase II-specific. NCBI's taxonomy places the organism in Eukaryota, Metazoa, Chordata, Actinopteri, Siluriformes, Siluridae.